Molecule: messenger RNA, 4225 nt
Organism: Seriola aureovittata
Lineage: Eukaryota; Metazoa; Chordata; Actinopteri; Carangiformes; Carangidae
Gene: fibinb
Product: fin bud initiation factor b
Exons: 1
Coding region: 503-1126 (207 amino acids)
Source: RefSeq, a predicted model, not a curated record
UGCAGCCUUUUAAGUGACGGAGGGGCUUGUAAUUUGAGGAGUAGCACAGAAGGUAUUAUUAGCCAAAAACCGGAGCGCGGCACUUGAGACAUCCAGAUGUUGCGUUUGAGGCACCGAGUGAAGUCAGGAGUACAACAGUGUGUUCAAACGCCGAAACCUCCCAAACUUUUCAUACAUUGCUUCCCGGCUCUUCUCCACCGACAGUGAUGGAAGUUGGCGGGCUCGAUUGAAGGAGGAGAAGUGAGGUUGUUAAAACUUUUUUUUUUUUUUUUUUUUUUUUCACGCCACAAAUCUGUUGUGUCUGUUUGUACAACGAGGAUAUUGAAGAGGUCGGACGUGAAAGCUUCAACUAACUGCGCAGUUUGGACGUUUAAACUUGACUGAAAUGUUUGUGUUUCUACGCCGGGCUGGAGUUAAAUAGUCCCAUCUUCAACUGAAAUAAUCUCUUAAUAUUUCCAAUUUGUGAGAGUGUUUUUUUUUUUUUUGGGGACAAGUGGGCAUCAUGGCUUUUCUUCACUUGCUCCUGUGUGCCGGGAUGUUAUCGCUGCCGAUGUGCGGAGCUUUUUUCAGCGGACCUUUACACCCGGAGAUGUCUAACGGCACUUUUCAUCACUACUUCGUGCCGGACGGAGACUACGAGGAAAACGACGACCCGGAAAAAUGCCAGAUGCUUUUUAAAAUGACCGACGAGCGAAAGUGCGGUCUCGACGAGGACCAGGACGCCGUCAUACGCGAUGACUUCACCAUCAUCAAGAGGCAGAUCGAGGACUCGGCCCGGGUGCUGGAGGGGAUCGGGAAAAGCAUCUCCUACGACCUGGACGGAGAGGACAGCUACGGGAAGUACUUGCGGAGGGAGACGGCGCAGAUCAGCGAGGCGUUUACAAACUCGGAGAAAUCGCUGCUGGAGCUGGAGGUGAAAUUCAAGCAGAGCCAGGAGAGCGAGCUGAAGGAGGAGCACCGGCUCAACGACGACUUUCUGAACAUGAUAGUGCACACCCGGGACGUCCUGAAGGAGACGUUGGACAUUUCUCUGGGACUGAAGGACAAGCACGAGCUCCUGUCUCUGAUCAUCCGCAGCCACGGCACGAGACUGAGCAGACUGAAGAACGAGUACAUGAAGUUCUGAGGGAAAAUAGUUCCUACAAGUCUCAUUACAGUACUAUUUUAGGUAACGCUUUAUUUUACUGGUCCGAAUAAUUUAUUAAACAUUUCCUAGAAAGAACCGCGUAGUUUUGUACUAAUUACAGGAAAAACUGAGAGUCAUUUUAGUUAGUUUAAUUAGUUGUGUGGAGUUUAUUAUACAGGGAAUUGCUCCAUUGAAACCCCAGUUGAUAUUUAUUACUUGUUCAUUUUAUUAUUGGAAACUUUAUUCUUCAUGUAUGGGGAAUUAUAAUUAAUUAAUUAGCACCAAAUUACAUGGUUCUUUCCAGGAAACUUCUUAGAAAGUCAUUUGGAACUAAAUUGGAAUUUACGGCCUAUAAAAUAAAUAAUUACCCUAUUUUAUUUUCUUUGUAAGUUUUAUGGUUGAGUGAGACCAUGAGGCAGAGGCAGGAGUGAAAAUUCCUAUCAGGGAUAUAAAAGCUUCAAAUGUUAAAAAAUAAAUGAAUAAUUAAAUUAAAAAAAAAGUGAAAUAAGUACAUACAACCACUGCUGCAAACAGAUGUCAAAAUUAGACUCUCUUUACAGGUUAAUGUAUUGUGUUUCAUGAAGUUUUGAGGCUUAUUUUUGUUUCCUGGUUUUGUGUUGUGUUUGCUGCAGGGGCUUUAUUUACUUCUUCUCACUUCAAAUAUUAAAAAAAAAACCACGUAUUUUGCCCAGGUUUAGUGAUAUCUGUUUUCAAAGAUGGAUUACCAACCAGGCAAAAAAGGAAACUGCCCCAACUUCCCUAGACCCCCAGGGGCACCAUAAGGUCCCACAUUUACUGUUUGAAUUGUUUUUUGGUUAUUUGCAAAUGUGCACCCCUAAAGUACAAUGACAAUUGAAGAAAGGUCCUGCAUUAUUACCUGAUAUCAUGGUCAAAAUCAUGUUUAGUUAUUUAAAUUUAGGUUGUGCUCAUGUGGGCCAUAUUCCUAAAUGAAGUUGGGUCCAGUCCAGUUUUUCCACCAUAGCAUCGCUGGUUUCUGGUCAUAUAAUGAAGCUUUUAUGUAAAGUCUUCUGUAUAGUCUGUACUUGAUUGGAACUUAGGGGCACCAUUGUAUACAUGCUGCACAGGCUGCGUGAGCUAAUUUUUGCCCUGGGCCCCUAACAGUUUCAUGUGACCGUGUCUGUGUGAAAUUUCUGGUGCCAACCAAGAGGUACAAUGAAGGUGAAAAUAAUUUUGUUUCUCAGAUUAAUCCACAGAACAUGCUGGAACCCCAAAAUAUUGAAAACAGCAUUUUGACAGAGCAGCCCCAACUCAAGGUCUACUUCCUAUUAAAGGUCCCAUAUUGUGUAAAGGUAGAUGUCCAUGUGUUGUUUGAUUAUAAAGCAGGUCUAUUAAUACUGUGAAAGUAUCAAAGCCUCAGUCCACAGAGAAAUGCACACAGCCUGUAUUCAGAAACUGAGCCUUAAAACCAGCCGUCAGGACUUCUGGAACUUUGUGAUGUCACAACGAAACACUCAACACACUCAGCCAUUCCCCAAGCCCCACCCACCUGCACCCACCAUCCAGUCUUGCAGGAUUUGGUUUCUCUGAGUGUUUUCCUGAAAUCAGCUAUAUUUUUAUUUGAUAACUCAAAAAAGAGUGAGCCAAUCAGAAGAGAGGCUCAGAGCCUCCUCUCUCUCCCCUCUGAUUGGCUCACCGACCUGUUGUUACUAGAGCUCCAGAGAGAAGCCUGAGAGAGGAGAUGGUUUUUGGUUCUUUAAACAACAAAUAUAUCUUCUGAAGAAUAUCAAAAUGUCAAAUAAAACACCAGAAAAGUGUAAAAUAUGGGACCUUUAAUUGUUGGGGACAAGGUUUGUAGAAAGUGAUGUUUGUUCUGAAUUUAUAAAAAACAGAUUUUUUUAUGUUGUGACAUUGAAAUCUCAGAAGGAUAUCUCAAAACCUGGGCAUACAAGUAAAUUCAAACUGUCUUCAUUGCUAAGAAAGUAAGUGGUAAGUCAAGUCUGAGCAGAGUGUGACACCAAAGAUCUUACUUUGCUAUUUAUAUCAUCUGACAGUGUGUACGUGAUAUUGGCCUCCACUAGACAUUAGACACACCAUAAAAACAUCCUGUAAUAGUUACAUCAGAACACUAAACACGACGUAAUGCAAAUCACAGUAAUAUUUUCCCAGUAAAUAUUAUAUAUAACAAAGAAUGCCUCUUUUAAUCAUAUAUGAUCAUUUUUGGUUUAGCGCAUUGAAUUUAUCUGUUAACAAUCACAGGAUUGUGUGUGUGUAUGUGUGUUUGAGUACGUGUGUGUGUGUGUGUGUGUGCGAGCGUGCAUGUGUGUGUGCGUAAAACAACGGCUUCAAACAGUCAGCCAAUCAAAUAAGUGAGAGUUUUCAAAACAUAAGUACUGUAGUCUCAUGUUUGACUACAGCAUGAAGGGUUUUCCAAAAACUGGUUUAGCGGCUUAGCAGCUUUUCUCGAGCUCUAAGUAAAAUUUUGGACACUUUGGACAGCUUAUGUGUCAGUGUCAAUAUUGUAUAAUGAACGCUACGUAUCUGGUUUGAUUUUGAAAGUUGAAUAAAUGAGCUUUGGAAAACUCUUCACAUGCAGCUGACAGGGUGAACCUCAUGUAGUAGCUUGGUUGAAAGCUCCUCACAUGGGCAACUGUUAUCGCUGUUUCCUCUGAGGCUCCAAAGAAUGUUUCUAAGACUAUCAAAGAAUGUUUACAUGUGGACACCUAUCUGUUGUUUUUUUUUAUUUUUAUUUUUUAUUUUACGCUUUAUAGGCUAGCAGACUUUGCACAAUUCUUUACUUUUCCGGUGCUAAAGGUUGUGACAUGGUUUAAAAUGCAAGGCCUUUACUGUGCUGCACUGCACAGACAGUAUAAUCUUGUAAAAUGUACAGUGUAUUAUUAGAAGUAAGUAAAUACUGUGAGUGCCAAUAUCUUUAUUACAGAACACCUUAAUAUGUAUUCAUUGUUUAUAUAAAGUUUUGAAAUAGAGCAGCAUAUAUCUAUUCUUGUUUACCUUUAAGAUAUAUGUGACGUAUAAGACUGCAGGCAGCACUCGUGGACUUCAAUGUUAAACACUGAUCUGUGUGACAACAUUCUUAACGGAUUGUGUUGUGUCUUCUCAAAUAAAGAGGUUGUGUUUGAA